Molecule: messenger RNA, 888 nt
Organism: Linum trigynum
Lineage: Eukaryota; Viridiplantae; Streptophyta; Magnoliopsida; Malpighiales; Linaceae
Source: the annotation of a GenBank genome assembly
AUGAACGGCGGUCCCGCUGGUUUCAACAAUGCGCCAGUCACAAGAGCGUUCGUCAUUUCUUCUACCCUCUUCACCCUCUUCUUUGGGAUCCAGGGAAGGUCUGCCAAGUUCGGAUUGUCCUACCAGGAUAUUUUUGGGAAGCUCCGUAUACUAAAGCUGAUUGCCUCAGUAUUUUCCUUUUCAUCAACGCCAGAACUGUUGUUUGGACUUGGUCUUUUGUAUUACUUUAGGGUUUUUGAGAGGCAGAUUGGAUCAAACAAGUAUUCAGUGUUUAUAUUGUUUUCUACGAUUGGUUCGUUGCUCUUCGAGGCCCUUGCCCUGUCACUUCUGAAAGAUCCAACUCUGAACUUGCUUACAUCUGGACCUUAUGGCCUCAUUUUCGCUUCAUUUGUGCCCUUCUUCUUUGACAUUCCUGUAUCAACAUGGUUUCGUGUCUUUGGCAUCCGCUUCUCCGAUAAGUCGUUCGUAUAUCUUGCUGGUCUGCAGCUUCUGUUAUCAUCUUGGAAAAGAUCCCUCAUACCUGGAAUCUGUGGCAUCCUUGCUGGCUCCUUGUACCGUCUAAACCUCUUCGGUAUCCGGAAAGCAAAGUUCCCUGAAUUCAUGGUUACAUUUGCCUCCCGAUUUUCUUGGCCAUCUACUGGGAGUCCACGUGGUCCAACAACAAGGGUCAAUGGCACAGCACCAAUUGUUCCAUCAUACGCAGGUCGCCGUGUGGAGAGAACAUAUCCUACCCCACCAGUCCCUUCUUCGGUAGAACCAUCAGAGUCCGCAAUCGCCACAUUAGUUUCCAUGGGCUUCGACAGCAACUCGGCAAGACAGGCACUUGUGCAGGCUAGGAACGACGUCAAUGCUGCUACCAACAUCCUUCUCGAAGCCCAAUCUCACUGA